AUGGCAGGACAUACGAGCUCGCUGGGUGCUCCGCCAGUGUCUGCCUCAGCAUCAACCCUCAUCCUACUCCAAGUCUCAGCCAGAACCCUCACCUUCAUUCUCAAUCAGAUUUUAGUCCGCCUCGUCUCGCCAAGCAUCUUUGGUCUCGCUAACAUUCAGCUCGAGCUGCUCCUCUCAACCAUCCUCUUCCUGUCUCGAGAUGCGAUCCGCACUAUCUUGAUCCGUAACAAGCCGGCCAGCCCAGCUCAAUAUGGAACAAAACCCGCUGGCCCUACCCAACCAGGACCGAGAAAAGGAACGACCAAUUCGGUUCACAACAUCGCGCUACUUCCAAUACCCAUCGGGUUCGCCUUCACUGUGGUGGUAUGCAGUGUUUACGCGCUCUACAUCUCCCCGGAGGCAAUGCGAAAUGUGCCGACCUUCUACACCAGCGUAGCGUUGUAUGCGGUCGGAGCGGCCAGUGAGCUCACGUAUGAGCCGCUGCUAAUUCGAGCUGUUCGGCUAGGUCAGCCCUCGCUGAGGGUGAAGGCGGAAGGUGCGGCUGUGUUUGCGAAGGUCACCAGCACUAUUGCUGUUAUUUUGCUGCUCCCACGGUGGACCUCGGCACCGUCAGCCCUCCGCGUCGUCGUGGCGGAUGAGAAAUCAGUAGCUCUACUAGCGUUCGGAGUCGGACAAGCAUUGUUCGGGCUCACGAUGCUAGCUGUGCAUAUUGCUCACUUUGUCUCUCGCUAUUCGAUCGGCCCCACCCUGGAUUUGUACAUUCCGCGACCAGAACACGUCACACGCAGCGAUGCUAGAGCCAGGACGCCAUCGAAGCGUACUGUGUGGCUAGACAGACCAACACUCUCACUAUGCGGCGCUAUGGCUCAGCAAGGAAUCCUCAAACACGCCCUAACUGAAGCAGACAAGUUUGCCGUUGCCAAAUACGCAACCCUCGAAGAUCAGGGUGGAUAUGCCCUUGCUUCUGCCUACGGCUCUUUGAUGGCACGGAUUGUGUUCCAACCUGUGGAGGAAACUGCACGCAUCGUUUUCUCUUCUGAGCUUGUCGCACUUGAUCCCGACUUCCCUUCCCCCUCCUCAAGUAUACCGCUAUCGACAUUGGAAAGAGCCAGUUCGAUGCUCUCCGCACUCUUCCGCCUCCAUUUCCUCCUCGCAUGCCUCAUGACGACCUUCGGCGGCCCACUAAGUACAGCAUUCCUAUACAUCAUGGCAGGACCUCGAUGGGCACUAGGCACGAGCGCACCGGAAAUUCUAGCUGCGUAUACUUUCUACCUGCCGAUCAUGGGGAUCAAUGGGAUAGUAGAAGGUUUUGUCCAGAGCGUGGCGAGUAAAAGACAGGUUGGGAAGUAUAGUAGGGUGUUGAUGGGGGCAAGUGUUGGGUUCGUGGGGACGCUGGCGGUAAUGAAGGGAGGGGAGCUUUUUUUGGCAAAGACAGGACUGGUUUGGGCAAAUGCACUGAGUUUGGGGAUUAGAGCUGGGUGGUGUUGGGACUUUCUUAUCAAAUACUUUGAGGUUGCAGAGAAGAGAAGCGGUGAAACGAGCAAAGAUGGUGUACUGGGUGGGAUUGCAGCUCGCGUCCGGCCGACGGCGGCAUUGCCAGCUGGACCAACUCUGGCUAUCUUCGGACUUAUCGCCAUCGCUUUGCGUGUCGGAGUACCGAAACUUAUGCCGAGCAAUGCUGAGUUGAUUGCGGUCACAGGAUCAACUCCGGCAUCUCGCACAGUCCGGUUGCAGGCAAUCCGUUCGCUCCUACCCACUCUUGCAUUGACCGGAGCUUGUCUUGCUGCUGUAGUGGGCGCCAUAGCUUUGUACGAGCGGGGUUCACUAGUUGGUCCUCUUCGCCCACUCAGUCGGCGGUCAGCAACGAAGAAGGACGAUCGAAAGACUCAGUAG
This is a messenger RNA of Ustilago hordei, 1893 nucleotides long. RefSeq lists its product as uncharacterized. The record is from RefSeq and is a predicted model, not a curated record. Bases 1 to 1893 code for a protein of 630 amino acids. Gene Ontology annotation, biological process: glycolipid translocation; dolichol-linked oligosaccharide biosynthetic process. Gene Ontology annotation, cellular component: endoplasmic reticulum membrane. The transcript has a single exon. NCBI's taxonomy places the organism in Eukaryota, Fungi, Basidiomycota, Ustilaginomycetes, Ustilaginales, Ustilaginaceae.